This is a messenger RNA of Orycteropus afer afer, 1059 nucleotides long. It is a transcript of the gene EME2, whose product is annotated as essential meiotic structure-specific endonuclease subunit 2. The transcript is spliced from 9 exons. The record is from RefSeq and is a predicted model, not a curated record. NCBI's taxonomy places the organism in Eukaryota, Metazoa, Chordata, Mammalia, Tubulidentata, Orycteropodidae. Gene Ontology annotation, biological process: resolution of meiotic recombination intermediates; double-strand break repair; mitotic intra-S DNA damage checkpoint signaling. Bases 1 to 1059 code for a protein of 352 amino acids. Gene Ontology annotation, cellular component: Holliday junction resolvase complex; nucleus. Gene Ontology annotation, molecular function: DNA binding; nuclease activity.
AUGGCGAGGGCCGGGGCUGGGAAAACCGCGGGAGCCCCGCGCGGGGGCCGGGGCCAGCGGCGGGCUCCGACCUGGGAGAUCUCGGACUCGGACGCCGAGGGCCCCGCCAGCGCGGAGGCCGCCUGCCGGGCCCGGGACCCGCUGCGCCCCCCGCCGGCCGCGGUGGCCGUGCUGGAAGAUGCUGGCGCCGACAUCCUGCUGGAGGCCCUGGGCGCCCUGGGCUGUGAGCCCCGCAUCGAGCCCCAGCCACAUCCGCGGAGCCUCAGCUGGAGCCGCGUGAGGCCGGACCCCCGCCCCUGCGGCGUGCCCCCGGAGGUGUGGGCUGCGGACGGGCGGCAGCUGCUGCUGCUGCUGGACCCAGAGGAGUUCCUACAGGGCGUGGCCCAGCUGACCCAGGUGCCCCCCACAGCCUCACUGCCCUGGACUUGUUCUGAGAGCACCACCCACCUCCACUUGGCCGUCAUCGGGCUGGAUGCCCACCUGUGGUCUCGCCAGCGCGGUGUCCAAAGGAUCCAGCGGCCGCCAGAGGGGCCAGCAGCAGCGCAGGCCGGGAGGGCAGGGAGCUGGCUCCAGGUACAGGAGGCCCUGGUGCUCUUGCAGCUCUGGGCAGACCUGGACGUGUUGCUGGUAGCCUCCUGGCAGGAGCUGAGUGACCACGUUUGUGCCUUCACCAAGGCCCUCGCCCAGCGGCCCUACAAGUGGCUCCGGGAGUCCCGAGCCUUUUUUUUCUGCACCGUGGGGCGCUGCGUGACUGGCAAGCAGGGGGCUAAGGACGGCCAGGGGCUGCGAGGGACUUGGAGGCGACAGAUCAGGCAGCUCAACCGAGUAAGCCCCGCAGUGGCAGACGCCGUGGUUGCUGCCUACCCCUCCCCCCGCCUUCUGCAGCAGGCACUCGCAACCUGCAGCUCACAACAGGAGCGGCUGGCCUUCCUAGCUGACCUCCCUGUGGAGAAGGGCCAGGGUGGGCGGCCCCGCAGGGUGGGGCCUGACCUCUCCCGCAGGCUCUGCCUCUUCCUGACCACGUCCGACCCCGACCUCCUGCUGGACCUGGGCCCCUGA